Molecule: messenger RNA, 2493 nt
Organism: Brassica rapa (field mustard)
Lineage: Eukaryota; Viridiplantae; Streptophyta; Magnoliopsida; Brassicales; Brassicaceae
Product: casein kinase 1-like protein HD16
Biological process (GO): protein phosphorylation
Molecular function (GO): ATP binding; protein kinase activity
Source: RefSeq, a predicted model, not a curated record
UACUUAUCUGACGUGGCAUAAAUACCUCCUUUUCCACAUCGCCUCUCUCCAUAACAUUUUCUCUUCAUCGCAAACUUAACCGGCGAACCCUAAUCUCACCCCCAAAAAAAAAAAAAAAAUCUCAUCGGAAAAUCGAUCUCCGAUCAUACAUCAAAUCGCUUUCCAAAUCCGAAAUGAGCAAGACCUUCGUCUUGGGAGGACUAUAAUGAUCGGACUCUCGGUGUCCCGUCUCGAUUGCAUGGGGUUUGAGCUAUGCCUGAGCUUCGCCGUGGAGUCCGCCGUGGCCGUGUCCCCGACGCUGUAGCUCCGAAUCAACAGCCUAAGAAUAAGAAUCAGAGGAAGAGUAACGGAAAAGCGGUUGCCGUCGGAGUUGCAGAGAGGCCGAGGACGAGAUUGGCGGCGAGGAGAUUGAAAGAGGAAGAUAAGGUAACCCUUCAGGAGAAUCCUAAGAAGAAGGGUAAAGAGGUAGUGGUUGAAGAAGAAGAAGAAGAAGAGGAGAAGGAAGUUAUGGCGAUUGGUAACGAUAGUGGUGGCUCUAACAAGGCGGCUGCUCAGGAAGAAGAAGGAAACACUGCUCCUUUCCCCGAAAGGGUUCAAGUUGGAGGAUCGCCGCUUUAUAAGGUUGAGAGGAAGCUGGGGAAAGGUGGUUUUGGUCAAGUGUUUGUAGGACGUCGUAUUAGUGGUGGUAAUGAUCGUAGUGCAGGAGCUAGCAUCUUGGAGGUUGCUCUGAAGUUUGAGCAUCGAAGCAGCAAGGGUUGCAACUAUGGUCCUCCACAUGAGUGGCAGGUUUACAAUACGUUGGGUGGCAGCCAUGGAGUACCUAGAGUGCACUUCAAAGGGAGACAAGGAGACUAUUAUAUUAUGGUAAUGGACAUACUCGGGCCUAGCUUAUGGGAUAUAUGGAAUACUUCAGGGCAAGCAAUGUCCUCGGAAAUGGUAGCUUGCAUUGCAGUUGAAUCACUGUCCAUCCUUGAAAAGAUGCAUGCAAAAGGUUAUGUGCAUGGAGAUGUUAAGCCAGAAAAUUUCUUACUCGGGCAGCCUUCAACGUCUCAAGAGAAAAAGCUGUUUCUUGUUGAUUUGGGACUAGCAACAAAGUGGAGAGAAGGAGGUGGUAGCGGACAACAUGUUGAAUAUGACCAACGUCCCGAUAUGUUUAGGGGGACAGUUAGAUACGCAAGUGCACAUGCUCACUUGGGGAGAACUGCUAGCAGAAGGGAUGAUCUUGAAUCAUUGGCAUAUACACUGAUCUUCCUUCAUCGAGGUAGAUUGCCAUGGCAAGGAUAUCAGGGAGAUAACAAGUCAUUCCUCGUUUGCAAAAAGAAGAUGGCAACAUCGCCAGAUAUGCUUUGUUGUUUCUGUCCCGCUCCUUUCAAGCAAUUUCUUGAGAUCGUGGUAAAUAUGAAAUUUGACGAGGAACCUAACUAUGGGAAGUUAGUAUCUCUGUUUCAAGAACUCUUGGGGGAAAACCCGGCAAUUAGGCCUAUUAACACGGAGGGUGCUCAAAAGAUCAUUUUUCAAGUUGGACAGAAGCGAGGUAGGUUGAGCAUUGGGGAAGAAGAAGAAGAUGCUCCUAGGAAAAAAGUCCGUCUAGGAGUCCCUGCAACACAAUGGAUAUCGAUUUACAAUGCCAGGCAACCAAUGAAGCAGAGGUACCAUUAUAAUGUAGCUGAUUCAAGGCUGGCACAGCAUAUCGAAAGAGGUAUCGCAGAUGGUUUGUUAAUAAGCUGUGUAUCAUCAUGUUCGAAUCUAUGGGCAUUAAUAAUGGAUGCUGGAACUGGCUUCACAAACCAAGUCUACGAACUUUCUCCUGUCUUCUUGCAUAAGGAAUGGAUAAUGGAACAGUGGGAGAAGAAUUACUACAUAAGUUCUAUUGCUGGUGCAACCAAUGGAAGCUCCUUAGUUGUCAUGUCAAAAGGUACGCAGUAUUCACAGCAGUCUUACAAAGUAAGCGAUUCAUUCCCAUUCAAGUGGAUAAACAAGAAGUGGAGAGAAGGCUUCCAUGUAACCUCUAUGGCAACAGCUGGGAGUCGAUGGGGUGUUGUUAUGUCCCGCAAUUCUGGUUACAGUGAGCAGGUUGUGGAACUGGAUUUUCUGUAUCCGAGUGAAGGCGUGCACAGGCGUUGGGAUGGUGGAUACAGAAUUACAUCAACAGCAGCAACGACUGAUCAAGCUGCUCUAAUUCUAAGCAUCCCACGGCGUAGACUGGCUGACGAGACACAAGAGACAUUGCGUACCUCUCAGUUCCCUAGCACACAUGUCAAGGAAAAAUGGGGAAAGAAUCUCUACCUGGCAUCUUUAAGUUAUGGCCGAACUGUGUCUUGAAAUUUACUGAAAAAUGUAUUCGAAAUUGAACGACUCUCUAUUGUGUUUUUGUUCAGUUGAAUUGUGAAUCGAAAGAUUUGGUAUUGUACUGUAUUUUACAUAUUAGCUACACUGUUCCUUCUAUAUUGCUAUUUAAUCUUUAUAUCAAGAAAAUAUAUUAUUGUUGCUAUA